AACACGUGCGUGGGACUGCAUGUUGACUGCUGCUGAGAGGCAAGAAGUACGAGUGAUGUCUUCCCGAUCAAAAUCGAGAGAAAGUGUUUUAAAAGAUGAAAGUAAUGAAGAUGACACUGAAGAAAAAAUGGAGAUUGACAAGGAGGAACUGUCUGCACCUAUAAAAGCUGUUCAGGAUAAAUGGAAGCUUCUUCCGGCCUUCCUGAAGGUGAGGGGUUUGGUCCGCCAGCACAUAGACUCAUUCAACUACUUCAUUAAUGUGGAGAUCAAGAAGAUAAUGAAAGCAAAUGAGAAGAUUACCAGUGACGCUGACCAAACUUUCUACAUGAAGUACUUAAACAUUUACGUUGGUAGCCCCGACGUCGAAGAGAGUUUCAACAUCACCAAGCCAACCUCUCCGCACGAGUGUCGUCUACGUGACAUGACUUACUCUGCCCCCAUCACUGUCGACAUAGAGUACACACGAGGGCAGCAGAGGGUUAUCAGAAAUAACCUGCCAAUCGGAAGGAUGCCGAUCAUGCUGCGGAGCUCCAAUUGCGUGCUGACCGGCAAGUCUCAGGCCGAGCUGGCCAAACUGAACGAGUGUCCUCUUGACCCCGGGGGCUACUUCAUCGUCCGAGGGACAGAAAAGGUCAUCCUGAUACAAGAACAGCUCUCAAAGAAUAGGAUGAUAGUGGAAGUGGAUCGAAAAGGCAUUGUUUCCUGCAAUGUAACCAGUUCUACACACGAGAGGAAAAGUCGAACUGUGGUUAUCGUGAAGAAAGGCAGGCAUUACCUGAAACACAAUACUUUCACAGAGGACAUUCCUAUUGUAGUGGUCUUCAAAGCAUUGGGGAUGGAAAGUGACCAAGAGAUCGUCCAGACCAUCGGGACGGAAGAAUCUACGAUGGUCAGUUUUGCCGCUAACCUGGAAGAAUGCCAUAGGUUACAAGUCUACACACAACUACAGGCUCUGAAGUAUAUGGGAAGUAAGGUUCGUCAGAGGAGGAUGUGGGGAGGAGGAUCAAAGAAGACCAAAGUAGACGAAGCAAGAGAGUUAUUAGCUACUACAAUCCUUUCACAUAUACCUGUUGUCCAAUUCAAUUUCCGAGCAAAGAGCAUAUAUCUUGCUUUGAUGGUGAGGAGAGUGAUAGAAGCACAGGGUGAUGCCGUCAAGGUUGAUGACAGAGAUUACUAUGGCAACAAGAGGUUAGAGUUGGCUGGUCAGCUUAUAGCACUUCUCUUUGAGGAUCUCUUCAAGAAGUUCAACUCAGAACUCAAGAAGUACGCCGAUCAGAACAUUCCGCGUCCCCGGGCGGCUCAGUUUGAUAUCGUCAAGUACAUGAGACAGGACCAGAUAACCAAUGGACUUGUCACAGCUAUAUCCACUGGUAAUUGGUCAGUGAAGCGUUUUAAGAUGGAGAGGGCUGGAGUGACGCAGGUUUUAUCAAGACUCUCAUACAUCUCUUGCCUUGGUAUGAUGACCAGAAUAUCCAGUCAGUUUGAGAAGACCAGAAAAGUGAGUGGUCCCCGCUCCCUUCAACCGUCCCAGUGGGGUAUGCUUUGCCCAUCUGAUACCCCUGAAGGAGAGGGAUGUGGAUUGAUCAAGAACCUCGCUCUUAUGACUCACAUCACUACGGACAUGGAGGAGGCCCCCAUUGUCAGACUAGCGUUCAACUUAGGGGUGGAGCCUGUCCAGCUGAUGUCAGGAGAGGAACUUAGCAUGAAAGAUGUCUAUGUUGUAUUUCUCAAUGGUAAUAUCCUGGGUGUGAUCCGGGAGCAUGAGCGGUUGAUGCGGACGUUCCGUCUUGUGAGGAGGGCUGGGUACAUCAGUGAGUUUGUUUCCAUCUGUCCAAACCACGCCCAGAGGUGUGUCUAUAUAGCAUCGGAUGGAGGCAGGGUGUGCAGGCCUUACAUUAUUGUUGAGAAGUGCAUCCCGAGGGUGACGGACAAGCACAUGGUAGAGCUCUCGCAAGGCUUCCGAAGCUUUGAAGAUUUCCUACGAGAGGGGCUCGUAGAGUAUCUUGACGUUAACGAGGAAAACGAUAGUCUGGUGGCGCUCUACGAGUCACACAUAACAGAAGAGACGACUCACCUUGAGAUAGAACCAUUCACCAUUCUUGGUGUGUGCGCUGGACUGAUCCCCUAUCCCCAUCACAACCAGUCCCCCAGGAACACCUACCAAUGUGCAAUGGGCAAGCAAGCUAUGGGUACCAUAGCUUACAACCAGCGGAAUCGCAUUGACACUCUGAUGUACCUCCUUGCCUAUCCAAUGGCUCCUCUCGUCAAAUCUAAGACGAUAGAUUUGAUAGGGUUUGACAAGAUUCCUGCGGGUCAGAAUGCCGUGGUGGCCGUCAUGAGUUACAGCGGGUACGACAUCGAGGACGCCCUCAUCCUCAACAAGGCUUCGGUUGACAGAGGUUUUGGUAGGUGUUUGGUGUACCGCAAUACUAAGUGUACAUUGAAACGUUACGCUAACCAAUCCUUUGAUCGCUUGAUGGGACCGAAGCUCGAUCCGUUGUCACGGCAACCCAUCUGGAGGCACCGCAUCCUGGAUGCAGAUGGAGUAUGUGCUCCUGGAGAGAGGGUCACAAACAAACAGGUGUUGCUGAAUAAGUCUAUGCCAGUAGUCAACAUGAAUCCUCUGCAAGCAAGCCCAACCAACCAACCCCAGCAGCACGACUACAGAGAAGUCCCAAUAACGUACAAAGGCGCUGCUGAUUCCUACAUUGAAAAGGUCUUGGUGACCUCAAACCCGGAAGAAGCAUUCCUUUUCAAGGUUCUCCUGAGACAGACGAGGAGACCGGAGAUUGGAGAUAAAUUCAGCAGUAGACAUGGACAGAAGGGAGUGUGUGGGCUUAUUGUUCAGCAGGAAGACAUGCCGUUUGAUGAGAGAGGGAUCUGUCCGGAUAUUAUCAUGAACCCCCAUGGCUUCCCCUCCCGUAUGACAGUGGGCAAGCUCAUCGAGUUCCUUGCAGGCAAGGCUGGUGUACUAGAAGGAAAGUUCCAUUAUGGUACAGCAUUCGGAGGAGACAAAGUUGUAGAUAUUUGUGAAGACCUUAGGAAACAUGGUUUCAACUACCUUGGAAAGGAUUUCCUUACAUCCGGUAUUACAGGGGAGCCCCUGACAGCUUACAUCUACUUCGGCCCUGUCUACUAUCAGAAGCUGAAGCAUAUGGUCCUGGACAAGAUGCAUGCCAGGGCUAAAGGACCAAGGGCCGUCUUGACGAGGCAGCCUACUGAAGGAAGAGCGAGAGAUGGAGGCUUGCGAUUGGGCGAGAUGGAGCGUGACUGUUUGAUUGGUUACGGGGCGAGUAUGCUGCUUCUUGAGCGUCUGAUGAUUUCAAGUGACCAGUUCCAAGUGGACGUCUGUGGGGAAUGUGGUCUGAUAGGUCAUUCUGGAUGGUGUCCAUACUGCCGUUGCUCCCAGAACAUAUCAUCUUUGAGGAUACCCUACGCAUGCAAGCUCCUCUUCCAGGAACUCCAAUCAAUGAACAUUGUUCCAAGGUUAAAGCUCAAGAAAUACGCAGAAUGAUAGUGAUUCUGAGAUUUAGUGUGUCCAUUGACAGAGAAUCAGUCAGCCUAGAAGAUCAAAUAAAAGAGAAGAUGCAGUUAGAUGCUUGAGCUUCGCUUGCGGAGCUCCAUCAGUGCCUUGCCCAAGGUCAUAGUUCACCAAAUGAGAGGAAACAUGUGCAUACCUGGGCCCCGUCUUACAAAGAGUUACGAUUGAUCUAAUCAAUCGUAACUCUAUGGAAAUCCAUCCAUACCA
Messenger RNA from Lytechinus variegatus (green sea urchin), 3748 nucleotides. RefSeq names its product DNA-directed RNA polymerase III subunit RPC2-like. The transcript is spliced from 27 exons. Gene Ontology annotation, molecular function: DNA-directed RNA polymerase activity; ribonucleoside binding; DNA binding. The record is from RefSeq and is a predicted model, not a curated record. NCBI's taxonomy places the organism in Eukaryota, Metazoa, Echinodermata, Echinoidea, Temnopleuroida, Toxopneustidae. Gene Ontology annotation, biological process: DNA-templated transcription. Gene Ontology annotation, cellular component: RNA polymerase III complex. Bases 20 to 3514 code for a protein of 1164 amino acids.